Molecule: messenger RNA, 1680 nt
Organism: Aspergillus niger
Lineage: Eukaryota; Fungi; Ascomycota; Eurotiomycetes; Eurotiales; Aspergillaceae
Exons: 5
Coding region: 1-1680 (559 amino acids)
Biological process (GO): carbohydrate transport; transmembrane transport
Cellular component (GO): membrane
Molecular function (GO): carbohydrate:proton symporter activity
Source: RefSeq, a predicted model, not a curated record
AUGGGUCAAGCAAGAAAGAGAAGGUCGCGCUGCCGCGUGUACCUCAGCGGAACUGUGCCGAUCGUCCGAAGCGUCGGAGAAAUAUCCUGGUUGACGCAACGAGCGAGACCCCUUCAUCCUCCUACAGAGCUGGAGGAGUCUCUACUCUUCAUCGUAGACAAUAUAAUCGAAGUGCGCAAUCUGACCGUUGCCGACCAUGAAAAAACCCCAGGGCCAAGUGCUCUGUAUAUUGAUGACCAUAACAUACUUGCUCAGGAUUUCCUUCAAACAAUGGACCAGCCGUCAACUUUCAUGCAAGGGCUACUGUCCAGUCUUUACACCCUGGGGUGCUUUUUCGGUUGUGUCGGAAGCAUAUCGUUCAGUGAGAAGAUCGGCCGUAAGAACCCUAUCUUAAUCGGCACAAUCCUGAUCUCCAUCGGCACUGUCAUUCAAACAGUUGCAUACUCGUCAGCUCAAUUUAUCGUCGGGCGGAUCGUGGCUGGGAUGGGAACCGGACUGAACACGUCCGUGAUCCCAGUAUGGCAGGCCGAGACACUUCCAGCAAAGAAGCGAGAGCGAUUCGGAGCCAUUCAGUAUGUGUUGGUUUGCACAGGUACCACCAUCAGCUACUGGAUGGCGUAUGCUCUGUCCUACUCCGCAAAUAGUGCUUUUCAGUGGCGCUUCCUUGUCGCGGCGCAACUCGUGUUUGCGGUGCUGAUAAUGUGCCUUGUUCCAUUGAUGCCGGAAUCCCCUAGAUGGCAUUUUGUCCACGGGCAGCGAGACAAAGCCCUGUGUACACUAAUGAGAAUGCAUGGGACAUCGAAUGAACAACAAAGCGAAGUCCAAGCAGAGGUCCAUUUGAUCCAGCAGGCUAUGGAGCUUGAAGCCAGGCAUGGAGCGACCAGAUGGGUUGAUCUAUUUAAGAACGAGCCACGCACACAAAAUUUCCGACGUCUAAUGCUGGGGUGGUGGCUGAUGUUCAUGGUGAUGUGGUCUGGCGUCUGCAGUAUCGGCUAUUACAUUUCAUACCUCUUCGAAGUCUCCGUCGGUCUCAGCCAUAACUUGUCCCUGCUUCUUUCCGGGUUCAACGGUCUCUGGUAUCUCUUAUCAGCAUUCAUCCCAUUUUUUGUGAUCAAUCAUCUAGGCAAGCGGCGGUGUAUGAUGAUUAGCGCUGCCGGCAUGUGCUGCUGUUUCCUGACAAUGUCACUAACGAUCCGGUCGGGCACGUUUGCAGCCUCGAUUGUCUGCAUUGUCGCCUUCUUCCUGUACUACACCUUCUUCGCACUGGGAUACCUGGCAAUACCCUGGUUGUACAACGCGGAGAUCAUGCCUCUCCACCUGCGAUCCCAGGGGACAGCUCUGACAACCUCCUCGAAUUGGAUCUGGAACUUUGCCACCGUCAUGAUGACACCCUCGCUGAUGAGCCAGCAGGGAUGGAAGGGGUAUCUAGUAUUUACGGUGUUUAACUUCUGCUUUGUGCCGGUGAUCUAUCUCCUAUAUCCGGAAACGACUGGCCGGCGGCUCGAGGAGAUCGACGCGAUAUUCUACGGGACUUCGGUCUUGGUGGCCCGAACGGAGUGGGCCGAAAAAGGCCGGUUUGAAGCCAACCCGCUGGGAGGAGUCAUCCAGGGGCUAGAACCUUCGCAGAAGGAAACUCAACACCACGUGGAGUACGUCAGCUCAUACUCGGAGAAUUGUUAG